Molecule: messenger RNA, 1164 nt
Organism: Triticum aestivum (bread wheat)
Lineage: Eukaryota; Viridiplantae; Streptophyta; Magnoliopsida; Poales; Poaceae
Product: GATA transcription factor 15
Exons: 3
Coding region: 393-938 (181 amino acids)
Biological process (GO): regulation of DNA-templated transcription
Molecular function (GO): zinc ion binding; sequence-specific DNA binding
Source: RefSeq, a predicted model, not a curated record
CACCCUUUUCCGUUUCCCUCCACGGCGCGCCCCUCUUCCCUCCCCCAUUUUCAGAUCCGAAAUCCAAAUCUCCGCCCUUUAUCUCUCCUCCCCCCUCCGACCCACCACCACCUCAUCCAUUCCCCUCCUCCCUCCCUCCCCUCCCCCUUCCCGCCGCCGCCUCCCACUCCAAACCCCUGCCGUUGGCCACCGAUCGAUUGAUCCAGUGCUCUGCUCUGGUGGUUGCCCGUAGGAUCCUCCCGGCAGCAGAGAUCUGUGGCGGCGGAUCGGGCCGGGCACCAAACCCCUAAACCCCCGAUCCGCGACGAGGAGCGGGUGCGGUGGCCGGAGCCGCGGAUCGCCGGAGCUGAGAGGGGGCGCCUGUCGCAGAUCUGCCGAUCCUGGCGCCGGACAUGAGCUCCUCGGUCGAGAAGGGGAGCGGAUCGCUGGAUCCCGGCGAGCGCCCGGCCGCCGGCAGCCAGCCCAAGGCAUGCACCGCCUGCAACACCACCAAGACGCCGCUCUGGCGCGGCGGACCCUCCGGCCCCAUGUCGCUGUGCAACGCGUGCGGGAUCCGGUACAGGAAGAAGCGGAGGGAGGCGAUGGGCCUCGAGGACCCUCCCAAGAAGAGGCAGCCGGCGGCCGCCGCCGCGCCCGCGGCGUGCUCGGAGGCCGGCGGCGAGAGCGCGGAUCCGGAGCAGCAGCAGCCGCAGCAGGCCAAGAAGACGACGACAACGACCAAGAGGGGGCGCGAGGUGGAGCUCCGCGUGGUGGGGUUCGGCAAGGAGGUGGUGCUGAAGCAGCGGCGGCGGAUGCGGCGCAGGCAGCGGCUGGGCGAGGAGGAGAAGGCGGCCAUCCUCCUCAUGGCCCAGCAAUCAAGCAAGCAUGCAGGCAGAGAUGUUGCGGCGUCUCUGCCUGCUCCCCCUUGUUCUUUCCUGCUAGUUUUUCCGGCUGAUUAGUUGUUGAAUAACGAAUGAAUGAACGAUGAUGAUGCAGCUGCAGCAGCAGCAGCUGCUGUUCUUCGCGCCAGCUUUAGCGGCUUUGUUCUUUCUUCUUGCCUAGUAGCAGCUGUGAUGUUACCAAGUAGUAGUAGUAGCGGUUAUCCUAGUAGUAGUGGUAGUGUGUAACAUCUCAGUGUGAGAAUUGAGAGAGCUUUAUGAAUGAUGAACCAUCUUUGUGGCUCCA